This is a messenger RNA of Camelina sativa (false flax), 1299 nucleotides long. Its product is annotated as putative FBD-associated F-box protein At5g56440. Lineage: Eukaryota; Viridiplantae; Streptophyta; Magnoliopsida; Brassicales; Brassicaceae. The record is from RefSeq and is a predicted model, not a curated record. Gene Ontology annotation, molecular function: protein binding.
AUGGAUAGGAUCAGUCUGUUGCCAGAUGAUGUGAUAUUGAAGAUAUUGUCAUCCGUUUUGACAAAAGUUGCUGUAUCAACUAGUAUUCUUUCCAAGCGAUGGCGUUAUCUUUGGAAACAUGUGCCUAAGCUUGAGUAUCAUGAUCCAUCUGGUGACAGUGAGCAUUGGAGAGCUUCGCGUUUUGUUGACAAGUUUUUGUUACUUCACGAAGCUCCAGUCUUGGAAACUCUGCAUCUCACACUUAGUCGGAAUUUUUCUCCUACAGAUAUUGAAACAUGGAUUCAUAUCGCAAUUUCUCGUGGUGUGCGCAAACUUCAUAUUUUCAGAUAUCGGCCUAGUUCAGGGCUCAUACGGUUGCCUAGGAGCCUGUAUACAUGUGAAACCCUUGUGACUUUAAACCUACAUGCAGAGUGCAUGUUCACUGUGGAUUAUGUUCCUUUGACAAUUUCUUUCCGGUCACUCAAGGCUUUGUACCUUUAUCUUGUUAAAUUCUUAAGCGAUGAGAUCAUACAUAGAAUUUUAUCGGGUUGCCCUGUCCUUGAAGAACUAAGGUUAGUGGUUAGAGGCGGCGAUGACGGCGUGAAAACAUUCACAAUUGCUGUUCCGUCAUUGCAGAGAUUAACAGCCAUAGACUUAGGCUCUCAAGUUCCCGGAGAUGAUGAUGUUGGGUUUGUGAUCAAAGCUCCUUCGCUAAAGUCUUUGUUUGUUUUGUCUCGCUGUAGUGGGUUCUGUUCACUAGCGAAAAUGCCAGACCUCGUAAAGGCUUAUAUCAAGCUUGGACAUGGGGAUUCUAAGAAGUUUAUGGGAUGUCUUACCUCAACCAAACAGCUUACCUUAUGUCUACAACCAACAAUGGGUUCAUGUCCUAUAGGCGUCUUUAAUCAGCUAGUGUCUCUAAAGCUUUGUGCAUGCUCUAUAGUUUGGUGUCGUUCUAUACUCAACCAUACACCUAAACUCCGAUUUCUCAGAGUCAUGCUACAAGAAGCAAGACUGUAUCCAACCCUACAUCUUCUCAAGAGUUGUUGGAGCAGAUCCGUAAACGUCCAAACACAAUGGGAGCAGCCGACUUCUGUUCCUGAAUGUUUGAUUUCAAGUCUUGAAGCUGUUGAGUGGAUGGGUUACCAAGGAACACAAGUAGAGAAAAAUGUGGCGAUGUAUUUGCUAGAGAACUCUCGACAGUUAAAGAUAAUGGUUAUUAGUUCCUUACAUUCGACCAAUGAUAUAGAGAAACUCAAGAUGCUGCAAGAGCUAUCGUCUACACAAAGGAUUUCUACUAAAUGUCAGCUUAGGUUCACUUGA